UUCGUAGUUGCGAUCUGAAACAGUGAAACCAUUCACUCAUUCCUCUUAAGGCCGUGUUUGUGUGUUGCGUUUGAAUUGGUGAUUCCGUAGAGCUAGAAAAUGGAGGACGACGGUUCCAACUCGACCCGCCGCAUGUCAAGCCGAACGCGAAAAGUUGCGUCCAAAAUGGCCGCCGCGCUUGCCAGCGCCGACAACCGCACUCAGGCGGCACUUGCGCGCUUGGAUGCAUUGGAGAAUGACAAUGCAGGUUUUGAAAUUGCAGAUGCCAAUAAUGAUGACGAUGAUGCUUCUCUAGACGAGGAGGAUCAAUUUUAUAUACAGAAAAAGCAGUCUAAAGGCACCAAAAGGAAAACCAGGCAGGCAAAAGCACUUGAAGCUAGAAGGGCCCCAAGAACGUUCCUUGAGCUCUUACAUGAGGCUAACUUAGAAUCAUUGCCUCCUCAUGUGCCAUCCUAUUGGAAAGCUGCAGUUGGGCCUCCAAGCUCAAGCUCCCGUUGCCACUUCUGUACCGUUUGUGCUUUUUCUGCUAAUUACACUUGUGUUAGAUGUGGUAUGCGAUUUUGUUCCUAUAGAUGUCAAAAUGUGCACAAUGAUACCCGUUGCUUGAAAUUUGUAGCCUGAUACAUUGCCCAUAAAAUUGUGCACAAGUAUUGAAUACAUACUACUGUAAUUUGUUAUAUAUCAGUAUUCACUAGCACUGUGUGAAAGCAAUUUCUUUGCUCAACUUUCCCUCUUUUGUUGCCCUUCAGACUAGUGUUUCAGUUAGUCAGUUACAAUGCUGAAAACUGCAUAACCUGACCCCUAUUAGAUCCUGCUGAUCUAGGUAACCUUGUUAAAGAUUGACCCCCCAUAGUUAUUAGAAUCUUAUAAUUCACGAUUUGAAUCCUAUGAUUCAAUAUGAUUUGGUUACCUAUUGAUUUGUAUCAUAAGAUGAAUCUCAAAUGACUUUGUAUCUUCUUACAAUUCAUGAAUGAAUAUGUGCAAUUUCGUACUA
Glycine soja is the source of this 994-nucleotide messenger RNA. Its product is annotated as SWR1 complex subunit 6-like. The record is from RefSeq and is a predicted model, not a curated record. Lineage: Eukaryota; Viridiplantae; Streptophyta; Magnoliopsida; Fabales; Fabaceae. Gene Ontology annotation, biological process: chromatin remodeling. The transcript is spliced from 4 exons. The coding region runs from base 100 to 621 and encodes 173 amino acids. Gene Ontology annotation, cellular component: Swr1 complex. Gene Ontology annotation, molecular function: nucleosome binding.